Messenger RNA from Trichoplusia ni (cabbage looper), 3213 nucleotides. RefSeq names its product alcohol dehydrogenase [acceptor]-like. The record is from RefSeq and is a predicted model, not a curated record. Lineage: Eukaryota; Metazoa; Arthropoda; Insecta; Lepidoptera; Noctuidae. The transcript is spliced from 4 exons. Gene Ontology annotation, molecular function: flavin adenine dinucleotide binding; ecdysone oxidase activity. Bases 1233 to 3092 code for a protein of 619 amino acids.
CUUCAAACCCAAUGACAAUGCAAUUUACAACUAUUUAAUAAAAACGGCUGGACCAGUUUGAUAAAAUUUGAAUGUAGUGAGAUUUAGAAACGUGGCUUUUAGUUUUUUUUUUAUCUAUUAUUAUUUUUUUAUCGACUGGUCUUCUGUGUUUAUAUUUUAGAACUACAAAGAUAUUUUCAACUCAUAGCUCUUGGUAAGUAGGUAUUAAAAUGAUUUAAUGAAUGACAGCUGAAAGAAUGAUAGCGCGUGCUAAUAAAUAGAUACGCCUACAAACCUACUAACAACCGAUAAGUUUUUUAUAAAGAUUGGUUUUAAUUUUCAAUUAACAAUAAGCUUAGUUGUCAAUCACCAGCCACGAAUUUUUUUUUAUUUUCGAGGUUGGCUUAAUAAUUAUUUAAUUUGCUUUUGAUAUUUUUAUCGAACAUACUGUUUAGUUUAAAAUACAUAGGAUAGGCUUAUAAUUAUUUCUGCUUCAAGGUUUGACACAUUCAGGAUUUUCGCUCUCAGAAAUGGGUGGAAAUAUCUCUAUAGGGCUAACGCAAUUAGGUAGAUACAGGAAUUGACGAUAUUUUUUUUAAUUUCUAUGAAUAUAUUAUAAUUUUAAAAUCUAAUAUUUAAUUUUGUAAUCAACCCUUUAUUUACAUUUCAUUGACAUCGAAAUACAUGUUUAUGUAAACGUCCAAACGAAUAAAAAUCUAAAAACGUAUUAAACUCCCACUGCUGGCCUAAAAAAAACCUUAAGUACAGGUAAGAGUGUAAGAUUUUUCCAAUGCUAAAAGAGUAUUCAUAUAUUUACUUUAUAGGUAAAUAUAAAUUUAAAAAAUACGUGUAUAGAUUAAAUACUCAUUACAUUGCAUCAAUUCCGUUAGUUGGUUAAAAUUUUAACCGCCAGACGAUUAGGUGACUAAUGACGUUAGACAACUAUCCAUAAAACAUCUGAAAUAAGGAAACCAUAAAACGAUAAAACGACUAACUGUUUAAUUAGUUACUUCCUCAAAGCCCAAUAUUAGACUGCCUUUUGAUAAAUUUGAUGGUUCUCGAAGGUUAUAAACUUGACACAAUAACUUGAUAAGAAAUAAUGCCUCGUAGUUAAAAACAAUGAAUAGUGUGCUUCUUAUUUAAGAACUGUCUGCAACGUAGGCAUUUCGUGUGUUAUGGUUGAACAGACAGCUCGAAAUCAUUAUUAAGGAUAAUAAGAGCAGUUUGACGUUGCCUCAGGCGCCGUUUGAAGUAUGCAGUGCUACAACUCAACAUGCCUUACGCCAUCGACGGGUGCAGCCCCUCAAAUAUUUGCGUCAGCAUUGCAAUUCUUUGCUGCAACGCAAUGUCUUGUAUCAGAAAAACGAGUUCCCGACGCUGAUGUUCGUAAUUUGGAAAAGUUUGACUUUAUAGUAGUAGGUGCAGGCACAGCUGGCAGCAUACUAGCUAAUCGUCUCAGUGCAGUAAACAAUUGGAGUGUUCUACUUAUUGAAGCGGGUGAUGACGAACCAGUAGAAGCCAAGAUACCAGCGUUGAAUUCUGCACUCAUGAAAAAUAAAUAUUACGAUUGGUUCUAUCAAACAGCUCCAAACGGGAGAAACAAUUUAGCCAAUAAAAACGAAUCAGUGUUUUGGCCACGGGGUAAACUACUCGGUGGAAGCAGCAAUCUUAAUGCCAUGAUAUAUAUUCAGGGCAAUGACGCAGAUUUUAAAAAUUGGUAUGACGCUGGUAAUAAAGAAUGGAGUGUAGAAGAAGUACGCCGAUGCUUCAGAAAAGCUGAAAGUUUCCAAGAUAUGAAAGCGUUAGAAAACCCUGAAAUAUCGAAUCAUUACGGACAUGAUGGACCACUUGUUAUAAAUACUUUUAAUGGUACUUUUGGCUAUAGUGAAAUGGUCCUGUGUGCUUGGGAUGAGCUUGGUAUUAAAAAUGUCGAGGACCUUAACGUUGCCAACGUGAUGGGAUCAGGAAUAAUGAGGGCAACAGCUGCUGGUGGAAUACGCCAGAGUCAUAAUCGAGCUUAUUUGUACCCUGCGGUUCACAGAAAAAACUUGAAAAUCAUGAAAAACAGCUUUGUUACUAAGAUUUUGAUUAAAAAUCUCUCCAAGACAGCUUAUGGAGUCGAAGUACGCAAAAAAUCUAGGAAAUAUAAGUUACUUGCCACAAAAGAAGUAAUUAUUAGUGCUGGUGCUAUAAACUCUCCGCAGCUUUUAAUGCUAUCUGGAAUCGGUUCCCGAGAGCAUCUACGUGCAAAGGGUAUUUCGGUUUUAGUUGAUUCGCCAAUGGUUGGACAAAAUCUUCAAGAUCACAUUCUCUUGCCAUUUCCAAUAUACGGCAACGAGCCCGGAGAAAGGGGUGUCGCUGAUGAACAAUUUGACGCAAUCCGAUAUCUUUAUAACCGUACAGGAUACUUAGCUGAAAAUAGAAUUGCAAAUAUUUUGGCAUUUUACUCCGAAAAUAAAAAUGCCACAUACCCAGAUUUCCAAAGCCAUCUCCAUAUCUUAUGGAAGAAUAGUUCUGCUCUCCGAAAUUUGCUAGGAAACAUCUAUAGCUACAAAGAUCAGGUCGUAAACCCAAUUGUUAAAAUGAAUCAGAAACAUGCAAUCUAUUUUCAUGCAUUUAACUUGCUACACCCUUUUUCAAGAGGAAAUAUUUCGUUAGUUUCAAAUGAUCCUUACGAUUAUCCAUUAAUACACAACAAUUACUUUUCUGAUCCUAGAGAUUUGGAAUCAGCUGUAACUGGUAUUAAAAUGCUCACUAGAGUUGUUGACACUUCAUAUUUUCGAUCUAUAAAAGCCUUUUUAGGUAGAAUGGAGUGGCCAGCGUGUGAUGUAUAUGAAUUAGAUAGCCGAGAUUAUUGGAAGUGUAUUUGUAUAAAUAUGGCGGUGACUAUAUAUCACCCAGUGGGGACUUGUAUGAUGGGACCAGACCCCCAGACAUCUGUUGUGAGCAGUCGGUUAAAGGUGCACGGAGUCAACAACCUUCGAGUAAUUGAUGCCAGUAUAAUGCCAACCAUUACCAGUGGCAAUACAAAUGCACCUGUCACGGCAAUUGGAGAAAGAGGUGCAGAAUUAGUCAUAGAAGACCACAUGAUUGUAACUUCUAUGAAUACAUGAACUUGUUACGUUAGCUAAUCGAAGUCUAACAUUAAUUAAGUUCAAAUGACGCUUCUAUUAACAUAAUUAGAAGAAAAACUAUUGUUUUUAAAACAUGACGCAAAUACAACUCUAAAAUUUA